GCUCAGAUCUGUGCGGCUGGUCCGACGUAUCGCUUCGUCAGUCGCAGUUGACCGUCCACAGACUUUUCAACUCUCGUGUGGACCCUCUUACAAAAACUCAAAAGUGUUUCCCAUUUCUCGUGAAUCUCAAAAGAGACUUAAUGAACAACAUUCUUGUGAGAAGUGAUUAUUAAGUGAUCGUGAAAUUUUUGAAAAUAAUUCAGUGUUAUCAAAAAAGACUAAUUAUGGUGAACAUGGAGAGUGCAAGUGAGCAGCAUACAGUGACGGCUUCGCCACCACCCAGAGCUACUCUUAAAAGUAACUUCAGCAUUCGCAGCAUUGUUCCAGAAGCUUGCGCAGGAACUCCCGCACCUUCCGUCAGCCAAUCGCUCUCGCCCGUCGACCAUGUUGACGACAGCGACGAUUGCAGUGACCUCGACGUCACUGGUGACGGCGCCGAAACGCCUCCACUCGACUGCUCCAGGAAUUCCUCAACCUGCAGUCCAGGCUCCCAAAAAGAUCCCUCCAGCGAGGAGAAGAAAAAGUCGGAAAAACCACCAUUCAGCUACAAUGCCCUCAUCAUGAUGGCAAUUCGCGAAAGUCCCGAGAAGAGGCUAACGCUCAACGGAAUCUACGAGUACAUCAUGCGUCACUUUCCGUACUACGAGAACAACAAGCAAGGUUGGCAAAAUUCUAUCAGGCACAAUUUGUCCCUGAACAAGUGCUUCGUGAAGGUUCCGAGGCAUUACGACGAUCCUGGCAAAGGCAACUACUGGAUGUUGGACCCAAGUUCAGAGGACGUGUUCAUCGGCGGAACAACGGGAAAGUUACGGAGGAGAACAACCGCCGCAUCGAGGUCGCGAUUAGCAGCCUUCAAACGAAGUGUCGUCCUGGGUGGUUUCUACCAGAACCCAUACGCACCGCCAGGAUGGCCCAGCUCCUUGUACACCUUGCCCUACCUCCAUCGGGCAGGCUACACCUCAGUGAACCCAGCCUACACAACUCCGGCCGGCUAUCCGGCGAGCCUACUCCCAGGCGCCGUGACAACAUCUCCGAGCAUUCCCUGCAAGCCGCAGCCUCUGCCAGCGGCCGCUCCCCCAGCGCACGGCGCCUUCUCCAUGGAGAGACUCCUCCAGGCACCCAGUGGAUACCCAGCCGGAAUUGCGCCGCCCGGCCUCACGCCGACGGGCAGCCCCUACGACUUCUACACAACUCUCAGGUCGUUGGCUGCCCACCAGCAUCAAGCGGCCGUCUUCAAUCAGCAACCCCGGUACCUCAAUCAACCGCUAAUGAGCCAACCUGCCUCGACGACCGCUUCCCCUGGAAGCAGUCCCGAGCCAAUGUCAUCGCACUCGCCACCAGUCUCGAUAUGCAACAACAUCAGUCAACAGGCCAUGAGUCUCUCUCACAAUCCUCAACUUCUACUCAAGCCCAUCACUGUCCUCACUGGUCGACAGAGUUGAAUUCCAGGUAUUAAAUGAAAAAUUACUACGUCCUGAUCAAUCAGAAUGUAUCGCCAAUUUUUCGUUUUCUCAACUUUUUAGUCAUUUUAUCAAAACACGGUGAUUGACUGCCAAAUUAUAAAACUAAACGCUUUUCUCAUAUUUUUCACUUCUCAAGGGUAUAAUUUAAUCUGCAACUUUUUUAUCCCCUUGUUCGUAAAUCGAAAAUGCGUCAUUAGAAUUGUAAUAUUACAUUCUCAUUUUUUUGAAAAUGUUUGUGAACAUACUUCAAAUCAAGUGGCAGUCAACUUUAGCAUGAGAAAAAAUACUGUUUUGUACUCUCCGAAUAAGAAUUCAAUUUUUAUGCUCCAAUGUAGUGUAUUCUCAAUUUUCAAAUUUGAAAUAAUUAAAAAUUAGAAAAUAUUCUUGUGAUCAAAAAACCACAAGAGUAAAAAUUGUUUACCAAUUAGGUCCAAUAUUAAUAUUUCAUAUUAUCAAGAAAGUAAAAAUACAACAGUACUUUAUUUAAAAAAAGUAAAAAUUCUUAUUUGUUUUAUCCCGAGUAAAAUUUUAAAAUAGAAAGAAAAACAUGUAUUUGAAUUUCUCAAUUGUCUGAAAAUUUUCGAUACCAGUAUUUUAAAAAAUUGAGUUAAUAACUUGCUGAUUUUUUUCGUAACCAAAUGUUAGAAUAUAGUUUUCGGGCUUAUUUAUAAGCCUAAAAGUGAUCUUUUAAAUAUUGUAUAGAAAGUACUAAAAAAAAUAUGUAAAUAUUUGGGUAGGCGUAGCGCGUAAGACGUGAUCUCCCUCUCUCGUUGUAAUAGUCUAUAAAUUGUAUAUUGUAAUUAAUGAAGAGAUACACAUUAUGUAAAUAUUAUUUAGUAUUGUGAAUUCGCCAAAUGUUUAAAUAUUCGAAUGUACAUAAAUAUACGGAAUGUGAUGAAAAAGAUUAUCAUUCUCGAAAAUAAUAAAUGUUACAAUUUUUUGCAUAAAA
Leptopilina heterotoma is the source of this 2412-nucleotide messenger RNA. Its product is annotated as fork head domain transcription factor slp2-like. The record is from RefSeq and is a predicted model, not a curated record. The transcript has a single exon. Gene Ontology annotation, biological process: regulation of transcription by RNA polymerase II. Bases 225 to 1442 code for a protein of 405 amino acids. Gene Ontology annotation, molecular function: sequence-specific double-stranded DNA binding; DNA-binding transcription factor activity. Gene Ontology annotation, cellular component: nucleus. Lineage: Eukaryota; Metazoa; Arthropoda; Insecta; Hymenoptera; Figitidae.